UCCGCGUAAUGAAUAGGUAUUUCAUUGAUAUCCUCUUACAACCACAUUUGGCUAAACACUAAAUAUAAAUAAAAGUUUUUGACUUUGAAUUUAGGCUUCAGGACCUACGCAAAGCCUUAUUUCCUCUUCAUCAAAGCUGUAAUGUUGAUGUAAACCCCGGAGAAAUCGUUUGCAACUAUAUCCGAACACAUUCUGGGAGCAGCUGCGAAUAGGCAGACACAAAGGCGUGAACGAGUGUGUAACAGCCGUGUAUAUUUGUGUGGGCGCCGAGGAAACCACAAACAGCCACAGCGAUGGUGGGAAUUAUCGAUGAGGUGCAGCUGUUUUAUCCCCUAGGAACCCGCAUCAAAAUUGGAGACAACUACGGCACAGUGCGUUAUGUGGGAGAGGUGAGCGGCCAUAUGGGUACCUGGCUAGGAAUCGAAUGGGAUGACGGACUACGUGGCAAACACAACGGCAUCGUGGACGGCAAGCGCUACUUUCAGACGCAGACACCCACGGGAGGCAGCUUCAUCCGACCGGGAAAGGUAGGGCCGUGUGCCACCCUGGAGGACGCUGCCCGGGAGCGGUACCUAAACUACGACUCGAGCAACGUCGACGAGUCUCUUAUCCGGGAAGCUCAGGCCAGCCUGCAGGCAUCGCUUUUUGAAGUCGUGGGCAUGGACAAGAUCGCUCGCAAGCAAAGCAAGUUCGAGCAGCUGGAGGAGGUGAGUGUAGACCAGACGCCGGUAAACGCUGCCGGGUACCUGAAGGAGUUGACACACCUCACCACGUUGAACGUCAGCCAUACCUUAAUCUGGAAUUGGGAGAUCGUGGCCAGCAUAGCGCAACAGCUACCCUCCUUAACCAACCUGAACCUGAGCUCCAACCGAUUGGUCCUGCCCACGUCAUCCCAAAUCACGGAGCUUGAGCCCUCAUUUCGGCACCUUAAGCGCAUCAACCUUCGCAGCUGUGGCUUUUCCGACUGGAAGGAUGUAAUGCACACAGCGCUUCUCUGGCCAAAUAUUUUGUCACUGGGCUUACAGGAGAAUUCACUCGGCCAGCUAGCAGAAGUCGAUCGAACAAAAAUAUUUAAGCAGCUACAUGAACUCGACUUACACCGCACGAACAUUAUGGAUUUUGACCAGGUGGCAAAGUUGGGCAACCUCACGACUUUGCGCCUAUUGAAUAUCAUGGAAAAUGGAAUCGAGGAGAUAAAACUUCCCGACUGUGAUUCACAAGAAAAGCUUAAUAUGUUUGUCUCGCUGGAGCAGCUGAACCUGCUUCACAAUCCCAUUUGGAAUGAGGCUGAUGCGUUUAACGAGCUGGACAAGCUACCACAGCUGAAACGCCUGAGUAAGACUCCGCACUUAAAAUCAAACUUUGAUGAAAUGUUCUCCAAGGCUGUAGCUAGCAUAGCCAGCCUGCAGUUCAUUAAUAAAGCCGAGGUGACAGCGGAACAGAGACGUGGAGCCGAGUACGAUAUUUGGAAAAAGUAUGCUCUAGAUUGGAUGCAGGCGACGCAAGGUGGGACGGACUCCUUACGGGAGUUUUGCCGAAGACAUCGCACCUACCCACUGCUGGUUAAAAAGUAUGGUUCCCCGGCAGACUUUGUACCGCGUAGUCAAGCGAAGCAAUCGAAUUUGAUUAAUGUUUCCAUAAGGCAUCAGCUGACGGGUGAGACCUGGGAGAAAAAAGUCCCGCGAAUGAUUACUGUGCAGACGCUGCAGGGAUUGGUUAUGAAGCGAUUCCGGUUAAGCGGUGACGUCCCACAGCUUUGCUACGUUGAUGCGUUGCAUCCGGAUCUUGUGGUACCAUUGGAUAACAAUGCUAAAACACUGGACUUUUAUUCUGUACAGGAGCAUGAUACAGUUUUGGUUCAAUAGCUGCCAGUAUAAUAGCAUGGACUUUGCCCCAUUCUCCGUAUUCAGAUGUAUUACAGUUUUGGACAAAUGAAAAUCAAAAAUUCCUGUUCGAUUUUACUUCUGUCUCCCUCUGUUUUAAAUUGCAAAUGUUAUGUUAAGGUACUAAUAAGUUCAAAAUUUCACUAAGCAAUUCCACUCAGAUAUUUAUACUGUUUUGCUUUUCAAAAAAGAAAACACGCUAUUUAACCAGAGAAUUAAAAAAGCUUUUUGCUGAUAUUGUGGGACAUAACGAUGUUAUCAGCUGUAUUAAAGUUGAAGUAAAUGUGUUUUUCAAAUAUUU
Drosophila simulans is the source of this 2184-nucleotide messenger RNA. RefSeq names its product tubulin-specific chaperone E (gene Tbce). The transcript has 5 exons. The coding region runs from base 294 to 1865 and encodes 523 amino acids. The record is from RefSeq and is a predicted model, not a curated record. Lineage: Eukaryota; Metazoa; Arthropoda; Insecta; Diptera; Drosophilidae.